UGCAGUUUGAAUAUCGAUCUCGAUGGAGUUUCAAAUGCCCGAGAGCCCAUCAUCAUUGGCCUUGUUGUUCUUCUUCUUCUUCAUGUUUCUAUUUGUAUAUGUAUUUGCUUACUUGGUUGUGCUCCAGAAUUGGGGGCCCAAGCACAGGCUAGAGGCCUCGAGCUGCUUCAUAUCACUCGCCCAUGGCUGUCCCGUCGUCAUCAUGGCCAUCAUUGCAAUUCUCCAAGCUCCAAACAUGGCUGAUUUCGCCGCUCUCAAUACCAAAUACCAGGGCCUUGUCCUCGAGUACAGCAUGGCUUAUUUCUUGAUGGAUCUUCUUCACUUCAUACUGUUUUAUCCACGAGAUUUCGUCUUUAUAUGUCAUCAUCUGGCAGUGCUUUACGUGUUCGCUACAUGCCAUUACUUGGUUAGUCGUGGUGCUCUGCCCAUUCUGGUGCUUUUGGUGCUUGCGGAGUUCAGCAGUGGGUGCCAGAAUGUUUGGACCCUAGCGGGUUACAGAAGGGCUGAUGUGCCGGCCGCCGCUAAGUUUCAGGACUUCGUGUCUCCAUAUUUCUUCACCUUUUACAGCAUUCUCAGAGGGGGCUUCGCGCCUGUCUUUCUGCAUAAGAUGGGAGAAUUUUAUGUCAGCAGUGCAGCAGAAAAUUUGAUUCCUAAGUGGGCUUGGAUUUCAUGGAUGGGUGUUAUUGGAACUGCCAUUUUUGUUAGCAUACUGUGGGUCGGAAAUCAUUGGGUUCUCUGGUUUCGACGUACAAAGCAUGGGAAAGCAGUGUGAACAUAUUUUAGACUAAUUCUUAUUUAGCUUAGGCUUAGGGAUAAGGAUGACAACAGGUGGUUGAAUUGUUUAUGCUAUUGUUUAAUUUUUAAAAUUUCUACUAAUAUGCA
This is a messenger RNA of Cucurbita moschata (crookneck pumpkin), 882 nucleotides long. RefSeq names its product TLC domain-containing protein At5g14285-like. The record is from RefSeq and is a predicted model, not a curated record. The coding region runs from base 23 to 772 and encodes 249 amino acids. The transcript has a single exon. NCBI's taxonomy places the organism in Eukaryota, Viridiplantae, Streptophyta, Magnoliopsida, Cucurbitales, Cucurbitaceae. Gene Ontology annotation, cellular component: membrane.